UCCGUACACGCACCGUACGUAGAGUAGUGCACUCGGUCCAAAUGUCCUGUUUUCAAAGUCCACCGGCUGGAAAAAUGAAGUGCAGAGCAUUCAGUUGAUCAGGGGAUUAAAGUGAUUUAGAUUGUCGGGUGAGUUCGAGCACGUUGGGACAGUUUAAACACAUAUAUGGAGUUGGCAACCCUAACGUGCACGGUCCAGCCCGGUUAACGGUCACCCGCGGGGUCCAUGGCUGAGCUGUACUUCGUGGGCGUGGACGUGGGCACCGCCAGCGUGAGGGCGUCGCUGGUGACCCGGGACGGCGUGGUCCGCCGCACCGCCCAGCAGCCCAUCAGCAUCUGGGAGCCGCAGGCCCAGCACCACGUCCAGUCCUCUGCACAGAUCUGGGAGAGCUGCUGCAGCGCCGUGCAGAGCGUCAUCCAGGGUGUGCCCAGCGUCCAGGUCCGGGGGAUCGGUUUUGAUGCCACCUGCUCUCUUGUGGUUCUGGACAAAAGCUUCCAGCCCGUGGCCGUGGAUCGGGAUGGUGUCACGCAGAGGAACGUGGUGAUGUGGAUGGACCAUCGCGCUGCAGAGCAGGCCACUCGCAUCACAAGCGGCGGCCACCGGGUCCUGAGCAGGGUGGGGGGGGUCAUGUCACCAGAGAUGCAGCCCCCCAAGCUGCUCUGGCUGAAAGAGAACCUAAAGGAAAGCUGUUGGGACAAAGCCGCUCACUUCUUCGACCUGCCAGACUUCUUGUCCUGGAAAGCAACGGGCUCUUUAACGAGGUCUCUGUGCACUCUGGUGUGCAAGUGGACGUACUGUCCCCCGCAGGGCUGGGACGCCGGAUUCUGGACCAGCAUCGGACUGGAGGACCUCCUGGAAAACAACUUCUCCAAGAUAGGCAACGAGACGUGUCCCCCGGGGAGUCCGCUGGGCGUCGGCCUGACUCAGGAGGCAGCGGCAGAUCUGGGGUUGACCCCGGGAACGGCGGUCGGGGCCUCGCUCAUCGAUGCCCACGCUGGAGGCCUCGGUGUGAUCGGCGCAGACGUGAAGGGGCGGGGCUUAUCCUGCGAGCAGCAGCCAAUCACAGCGCGCGUGGCGAUGAUCUGCGGGACGUCCACCUGUCACAUGGCGGUGAGCGAGCAGCCAGUGUUCGUGCCGGGGGUGUGGGGGCCGUACCCGUCGGCCAUGGUGCCGGGCCUGUGGCUCAACGAGGGGGGGCAGAGCGCCACAGGAAGACUGAUUGAGCACAUGGUGAAGGGCCACGCUGCGUAUUCCCAGCUCCAGGAACAGGCUCGCCACAGAGUCCCCUUCACCGGGGAGAACAUCUACACGUACCUGAACAGCCACUUGAGUGAGAUGUCUGACGGGGGCUCGGCCGUGGAUCUGCUGGCCUCCAGUCUGCACGUGUGGCCAGACUUCCACGGGAACAGGUCUCCCCUCGCCGACCCCACGCUGAAGGGCAUGGUGACUGGACUCUCCCUCUCCCAGACCCUGGAUGACUUGGCUCUGCUUUAUUUAGCCACCGUUCAAGCCCUCGCUCUUGGCACACGUCACAUUCUGGAGGCCAUGACGGAAGCAGGACAUGACGUCAGCACCCUCUUCCUGUGUGGAGGCCUGAGCAAGAACAGCCUGUUUGUGCAGGUUCAUGCCAACGCUGCAGGUCUGCCGGUGGUGCUGCCAGACCAGACGGAGGCGGUUUUGGUGGGAGCAGCCGUCCUGGGUGCGUGUGCAUCACGGGACUACGGAACCAUACAGGAAGCCAUGGAGAAAAUGGCCAAAGUAGGGGGGGUUGUGCAGCCUGACCAUGAACUCCAGAGCUUCUACGAAAGAAAGUACAAGGUGUUCCUGCAGCUGUUCUCCCAUCAGAGGGAGUACGAGGCCCUCAUGGAGCAGAGAUGACGGCGCUGGAGAUCCGAGACCGUAGAAGGGUGACAAGCUGCCCCCUGGGAAAAACCGUGCCAGACAUCUCAACCCUGCAAAAUAAUCUACUUUUGUUAUCAUGUCAGCACCCCUUAAAGGAAACUGCCUCCUCA
This is a messenger RNA of Cololabis saira (Pacific saury), 2012 nucleotides long. It is a transcript of the gene fggy, whose product is annotated as FGGY carbohydrate kinase domain containing. Gene Ontology annotation, biological process: carbohydrate metabolic process. Bases 226 to 1878 code for a protein of 550 amino acids. Gene Ontology annotation, molecular function: phosphotransferase activity, alcohol group as acceptor; kinase activity. NCBI's taxonomy places the organism in Eukaryota, Metazoa, Chordata, Actinopteri, Beloniformes, Belonidae. The transcript is spliced from 16 exons. The record is from RefSeq and is a predicted model, not a curated record.